GUGCAUAUCGACUACCUGAGAUUUUAUUUGUUUACCCUACAACUGAUAAAAGUGAUAAAAUGAACCUAAUCGAUUUAGUCCAAUGAUAAACAACUUCUUGUACAAAAUGAGGGUUCAAGAAAAUAUUAAGCUUACUCGUAAUUGGUCGGCGUCGAAGUAACUUGUAUGUCACUCCACACUUUUAAUGCAACGGCCAUAAUUUAUUUGCCAAUGAAAUUGAGUUGGAUCAACGGUGAAAUAUUCGAGUUUUUCAUUUGACAAAGGAUAAAUUCGUUGUGUUAGCUGUUAAAUUUUAAUUUCUAGUCGUUUUUUGUUGUUUGAUAUUUAAUUGUGAUGGCUAAAAUGCUGGAAAGGACUAAUAUUUUAUGCACGAGUAAAUACAGGGUAGCUUUUUGCAUCCGUGUUCUGUUAUUCUUCGGCAUACCGAUGUUCUAUUUUCUUGUGAACUCACAAAAUGCAACUAUCGAAGAGGAUAACUCAGGUUUGGAACCUAGUUUUGCAUCUCGCCACCUGUUGGGGCUAAUUGAACAAGGAAAUAAAAAUUGCACGCCGCCAGCGAUAUUAGAAUUUCCUUCUGAUGGCCUGAAUAGAUCCCAAAGACAGCACGGAUUUAUACUGAUUCAUUGCGUGUUGGCCGUGUACUGUUUUUUACUGCUGGGGAUCAUCUGCGAGGAUUACUUUGUGCCUUCGUUGGAAAUAUUAUGUGAACGUUUGAACAUGGAAGCUGAUAUUGCCGGAGCAACGUUCAUGGCUGCAGCCAGUUCAAGCCCCGAGCUCUUCAUCAACUGUAUCGGCACCUUUGUGACGGAGGGAGAUCUUGGUGUGGGCGCCAUAGUGGGUUCGGCGGUGUUCAAUGUCCUUGCUGUGCCCGCUUGCUGCGCUCUGGUUGCUGGCAGGGUGGUAGAAUUGGAUUGGUGGUCUGUCUCCCGAGAUUGCAUGAUGUACGCGGUGGCGGUCGUUGUCCUGAUCUUUACUCUACUGGAUGACAAAGUGUAUUGGUACGAGGCUUUGUUGCUGGUUGUGCUGUACACGUUCUAUAUUCUCACCAUGGUGUACAACGAGAGCCUCGGAUCCAUUGCAAGAAGCAAUUGCUGUCCUUUCAAUAGAAAAAAUAGUUACACUGAGAUUUCACCAUUAUUGGCUUCAGAGCAAAAGGACAACUUUGUAGCUCCUUCGACAACAAAGGAUAUAGAAAAAAUAAAUAGAAGUAACAGCCAAGGGUCGAAUGAUUCUGAUGUUAGUUCGAUUUGGUCCUGGCCGGGCGAGAAGUUUUCGGGUCUGCAGAAGCUGUUCUGGCUGCUUACAUGGCCCAUGGGCCUGGCGCUCUGGCUCACUAUCCCGGACUGCAAGAAGCGACAUAGCUUGUACCUUCUGACCUUCACCAUGUGCGUCUUGUGGAUCGCCUCCAUGUCCUACUUAGUCGCAUGGAUUAUCACUGUUAUUGGCGAUACCCUCAAUAUUCCGGAUAGCAUUACUGGCCUCACCAUUUUAGCAGCGGGCGCUAGUCUACCAGAAGCUGUGUCGAGCGUCAUUGUCACAAAGCAAGGUCACGGUUCAAUGGGCAUCAGCAAUACAAUAGGAUCGAACACUUUCGACAUCCUGUUAUGUCUAGGGUUGCCCUGGCUUGUCAAAUCCGUGUUCUUUCCUUCGUAUCCUGAUAAUCAUUGGGUAAUGAUCAACUCAAGUGGCCUCUCCUAUAGCGCUAUAUCUCUUCUAUCUACUUUAUUAGCGUUUUACUUAUUCCUCCUUUUAAACAAGUUCCAAUUAGAUUGGAAAGUUGGUUUGUCAUAUGCAGUAGUGUAUGCUGGGUUCCUUGUAAUGGCUGCAAUGAUUGAGCUCAACGUACUUUUCCCAGUUAAUUUGCCAAUUUGCCCACAUUCAUAAAAGUAUGUUUUGUAGCUAGUAUUGCGGGACCGAACAUAGAGAAACAAAUGAAUCGGUCACCUUAGUUAUUGCAUGCACAUAAGGUUUGGACCCUAGUAAAAAGCUCCAUAGCAGCGACCUGCGAAGGUGAUUGCAAAGUAGCAGUCCGAUCACAAGUCAAUUUCUUCGCGGCUUUGCUUCGAGAAAGCUUGCAAAAGCAACGAAUAAGCUUAGUCGCACUGAUUGUGCUAAAGCUGCAACUUGCAGGAUCCCUCAUGUACUUAAUCGUAGGUUUAUUCUUCAUGUUCCUUGUUGUAUAAGAAUUUUUAGAAGUCACAUGAGAAACGUCGCCGUCGCGCGUCGCUGCUUUUAAUCGUUAUGUGGGUCCAAUCCAUCAAGCCAUAAAGAUUAUGAAUAUUACUAGCUUUACUCGAUGUCAUCGAAGAAAAGUGUAGUGGUUAAAAUAAUUAAUUUACAUUGUUAGUUAAUAAUAAUUUUAGAAUAAUAACUUAAUAUUUUAUAUUCUUACGAUUUUAGGAUUGGAAUUUUAAAUGUUUAUUAAUUGUUUAACCUUACUAAUAUUUACUAACUUUUUAAAUGAACUGUUACUAUUUAUUUGAUAAUUUUCUAUAGGCACUGUUCUAGUUUCAUGUACUAUCUGACAAUUCUACUUUUAAUAAUUAUAGACAUAACAUACAACACGGUAUCACCAUUAGUUCACUACUUUCGGCACGUGCAAGUCAAUAGGUGAACGUAGCGAAUUGUUCCAGAUUCUUUAUGCAAAUCCUAAAACUUGGUAGGCGCUGGCCACCUGCCUGGUCUGGCAAAUAUUCGCGAAGACGUGAUCCUCAACAUGUUCGCCGAUUGCGUUGGACCAUUGUGAACUAUGUUAUUUAGGUACAUACUAACAGUUUCCAUUUCUUUUGCAUGUUUUUAAAAUGUCAAACGUCCGCGCUAACAUAAAUUUAAUUAAAUAUAAUUAAUAAUAUAAUUAAAUAUAAAUUAAAUAUAAUUAAUAAUAUAAUUAAAUAAAAAACAUAAAUAUAAUUCCCAAUAGUGUUAAGGUCAGAUUUUAAUAAUUUUAAUAUUUUAUAGUAUUUCAUUGGUGUUGUUACUUAAAUAAGAAAUCUUUACAUUGUCACAAUUUUGGUUCACUAAUCUUGUAAUUAAUGAAAUCCAAUUUAAUUUUAUGACAUAAUCUCUAAUAAUAUAAUUAAUUAAUUUUAUAUGUCUCUACUUUACCUGCCGAAUCUCGUGCUUGGAGAUUGCUAGUCUCUUCUAUGGAAAGUGGCAAUGUAUAUAAUUUUCAUUUCUUCAUUUUAAUAAUUUUCAUUCAUAUGAAUUCUAAUUUCUGCAUGAU
Maniola jurtina (meadow brown) is the source of this 3223-nucleotide messenger RNA. RefSeq names its product sodium/potassium/calcium exchanger 4-like. The transcript is spliced from 11 exons. Gene Ontology annotation, biological process: calcium ion transmembrane transport; intracellular calcium ion homeostasis. Gene Ontology annotation, cellular component: membrane. The coding region runs from base 334 to 1884 and encodes 516 amino acids. Gene Ontology annotation, molecular function: calcium, potassium:sodium antiporter activity; calcium channel activity. NCBI's taxonomy places the organism in Eukaryota, Metazoa, Arthropoda, Insecta, Lepidoptera, Nymphalidae. The record is from RefSeq and is a predicted model, not a curated record.